Molecule: messenger RNA, 2541 nt
Organism: Zingiber officinale
Lineage: Eukaryota; Viridiplantae; Streptophyta; Magnoliopsida; Zingiberales; Zingiberaceae
Product: eukaryotic peptide chain release factor subunit 1-3-like
Exons: 2
Coding region: 901-2214 (437 amino acids)
Biological process (GO): cytoplasmic translational termination
Cellular component (GO): translation release factor complex; cytosol
Molecular function (GO): sequence-specific mRNA binding; translation release factor activity, codon specific
Source: RefSeq, a predicted model, not a curated record
GUUGAUGUUGGCUCAAUCUUGUGCCGUAAAUGGGGAAGAGAACUGCUGUUGAUGUUUUGUUGGAACCCAAGAGCAAACGAAAGGAAUGAUAAGAAAAAUGCUGAAACCAUGAAAGAAAAGGAAGGAAACCCCGGCAGAGGCUCCGGCGGCUGUGAUUUGCUGGAAAACAACAAAAGAAGGGGAAAAAGGUUGCUACCCUUGUUGCCGGAAGAGGACAGCAGUAGUGGCAGCAGCAACAGCUGCUGCGUUUCUCUUGGGUGUUGGUGAAGAGAAAGGAGGAGAAGAAGGGCUCGUGCUUGUGAAGAAGAGGGGGCUGCUGCAAAUUUUUUUUCCUGCCGUUGGAGAGGAGAAGAAAAGAGAAGAAUGGGGAAGAAGAAGAAAGAAAAAGCAAAGAGAGAGGUGAGGUGGGGGAAUGGGCGUGAGCAUGAAGAAAUUGCCGUGGCAGUAGUUUUUUUCUCUCAUACUUAACAGAAAAGAUGAGAUUUUGUCGUAGAAUUGAGGAUGCAGCAAAGAAGACAAGGAAGAAACACUUGAGGCCGCCACCUUUUCAGGGUCCUUCGCCGGGAAUCGAUCCUUUGUCAAAAACUCUUCCAGCCUACGAAGAAGUCGGAUCCCGCGACGGUGAUGCAAUUGCAGGAGUUGACGUCGCCGGCGACAUGCUUGAGCUGAUUCAGGCGGAGGAGAGAAUCCAGGAAUGGAAUUACCUUUUCCAAAAUGUUCCUAUCUUUUUCGUCGGGAUGAAAAGUCCAAUUCAAUGAACGAUAAGGGUAUAAGUGUAAAAGUCGGACCUUUUUCUCGCCUUCGACCCAAAAGGAAACCCUUUUUGAUAGCAGCGUUCCUUGUGCCGCCGCAGCGCCGCUCAAAGGUGAUCAGUGUGUAGAUUCUUGAAAUUUCGUAGACAUGGCAGAUGAUCAGGAAACCGAUAAGAACAUUCAGAUCUGGAAGAUCAAGAAACUAAUCAAGGCAUUGGAAUCUGCCAGAGGUAACGGCACAAGCAUGAUCUCUCUCAUAAUGCCUCCACGUGAUCAAAUUGCUCGAGUCACCAAGAUGCUGGCUGAUGAAUAUGGUACUGCUUCAAAUAUUAAAAGUAGAGUCAAUCGACAGUCCGUGCUGGCGGCCAUUACAUCGGCUCAGCAGAGGCUGAAAUUGUACAGCAAGGUUCCUCCCAAGGGUCUGGUUUUGUAUACCGGUACCAUUGUCACCGAUGACGGAAAGGAAAAGAAGGUGACGAUUGAUUUCGAGCCUUUUAAACCCAUUAACGUCUCGCUCUACCUUUGUGAUAACAAGUUCCAUACCGAAGCUUUGAAUGAACUCCUGGAAUCAGAUGACAAAUUUGGUUUCAUAGUUAUGGAUGGUAAUGGAACUCUGUUCGGUACCUUGAGUGGAAAUACACGAGAGGUGCUUCACAAAUUCACUGUUGACCUUCCGAAAAAGCAUGGCCGCGGAGGGCAAUCAGCACUUCGGUUUGCUAGGCUCCGUAUGGAAAAGCGUCACAAUUAUGUGCGAAAAACAGCAGAACUCGCCACCCAGUUCUUCAUAAACCCAGCUACGAGUCAGCCAAAUGUGGCCGGACUGAUCUUGGCCGGUUCAGCCGACUUCAAAACCGAGUUAAGUCAAUCAGACAUGUUCGAUCAACGUCUUCAAGUUAAAAUCCUCAAUGUAGUCGAUGUUUCUUACGGAGGAGAAAACGGUUUCAACCAGGCCAUUGAGUUGUCAGCAGAGAUUCUGUCGAAUGUGAAAUUCAUACAGGAAAAGAAGUUGAUAGGGAAGUAUUUCGAAGAAAUAAGUCAGGACACUGGGAAAUAUGUUUUCGGUGUGGACGACACUUUAAAGGCUCUUGAAAUGGGAGCUGUGGAGACCUUGAUCGUGUGGGAAAAUUUGGAUAUCAAUCGAUACGUGCUAAAGAACAGUGCUACUGGGGAAAUUAUAAUAAAGCACCUGAACAAGGAUCAAGAAGCCGACCAAAGCAACUUCCGCGACCUGGCUAGCAACGCGGAACUAGAGGUCCAGGAGAAAAUGUCGCUUCUAGAGUGGUUCGCCAACGAAUACAAGCGUUUCGGUUGCACAUUGGAGUUCGUCACCAACAAAUCGCAAGAGGGCUCGCAGUUCUGCAGGGGCUUCGGUGGCAUAGGUGGCAUCCUGCGCUAUCAGCUGGACAUGAGGUCCCUCGACGAGUUGUCGGAUGACGGAGAGGUGUAUGAGGACUCCGACUAGCAAUCAACAAUACCAAGCUCGAGCUGGCCAGGGAAAAGAGACCUCGUCCAAAUCCUAUGAAGCUCAUGGUGCAUACAAGCAAACACUGCGUGCGCAUUUCUCGAUUGGUAGACCGGUGGUGGUUCAAGUUCAGAGAGUGGAAUUUCUGAGCGGGAAGCUUAAUUCUGGUGUAGCUAAAAUCAAACUUGUCUUGAUUUUUAGGACUCCCCGCAGUUUUUAUCUGUAACUCUGUUUCGGUUUCGAUACAAAGUUUGUAUCUGCAGCAGACUAUUUCGAUGAUGGUUGUAAUUUGAUCAUAAUAGAAGCUGUUUUUGGUAGGGCUGUAAA